Molecule: messenger RNA, 948 nt
Organism: Marasmius oreades (fairy-ring Marasmius)
Lineage: Eukaryota; Fungi; Basidiomycota; Agaricomycetes; Agaricales; Marasmiaceae
Exons: 10
Coding region: 1-948 (315 amino acids)
Source: RefSeq, a predicted model, not a curated record
AUGCUUUCUGAAAGAUAUGUGCCUGUAAAUCCUCUUGCAACUGCUGGAUUUCAUGUUAUAGGAUAUUUCUUGAACUGGGGGCUUUUUGGUGCCUUAUGUGUUCAAGUCUUUCUCUACUAUUGGGCAUUUCCAAAAGACAAACUAUUCUUAAAAUUAGUUGUUUAUGGCCUGUUUGCCUUGGAUAUCAUUCAAACUGCACUCAUCACCAAAGAUGCCUUCUUCAAGUUUGGGACUCAUUUUGGCAAUGUCACCAUCUUUGCUUCCCUGGAGAAUCUCUGGUUUUCAGUUUUUGUUAUAAAUGCUACUAGUGGUGCCAUUGUCCAGCUAUUUUUUGCUUAUCGUAUCUCAGUCUUGUCCAAAUCCAGAAUUGUAGCAACGCUAGUCGCCCUUUUGGCUGUUGCUGGAUGCGCAGCUGGUAUUACAAGUGGUGUUCGGGCCAAAAUCAGUAGGGUCGACAAUCUGAGUGCCAUUGCUUUUGGUACAAAGACUGAAUUUAGUGUCUGGUUAUCUAUUAGUGCAGCCUGUGAUAUUGUUAUUACAGCCUGUAUUGUCACAAUUCUCUCACGGAACAGAGGCAAUGGUCUUAAAAAGACUGAUGAUACCAUUAGAAAGAUAAUCUGGGUGACUGUUGAGACAGGGACCCUCACUACUUUGGUUGCCAUUCUCACCAUGGCAUUGACGAUUGCUUUCCCUGAGAAGGCCUUGUGCACAAUAUUGAUGGAUAUAAUUGGAAAAAUUUACUCCAACAAUUUCCUGGUCAUCCUCAACCGCAGAAUGAUGAUUGUGGAUGGAAGAAGUAUUGUUACCCAGUCAGAAACUCAGCAGGACAGUUUUUGCUUCUCUUCCCCAAACACAAACAGGUCUGCUACAAGUGAAACCAUAACAGAGGUCAAGAUUGAGCAGCAAGUUUGGCCUAAGAAUAAUGAUUCCAAGGAAGAAGACAUGUAG